CUGGCUUGUCCUCCGAUUUGAUAGUCUCUUGAAGCUCUCCGGGUUAACUGUUCCUCGUGGUGAGGAGAGGGAAGCCAGGCGAUCGUCAACAACGAAGGAGGAUUCGUGAAGAAAGUAAUCGUCGCUGUUGUUGCUGAUCGUGACGAUGCCAUACUAAAUUGGUGAACCAGUUGACCAAUUGAGUUCGGGACCAGUGCUCCACCAGCGGUUCUUCCAUGUGAAUGCUGCGGUGACAUGGCUGCCGCCCUUUUGGGCAAGUGCAUCGGUUUAUCAGCGCUCGUCCUUCUAUUCUACACUUGCUGUUAUGGCUUCAAAAUACGCGAGCACGGGCCGCAGACGAUCUUUACAUCCGGGGAACAAUUACAUCGAGCUAUCUGCGCAUCUUCCAUCUUUGGCAGAUGCCAGGAGAAGACUCCGACUCCAUCCACCAGUCGAAAGUGGCACGAGACGCCGCCACCGCCACAGCUCGCGACCCGCCGAAAAUCACCUGUCGAGAUGACGUCGGACGACGAUGAUGACAGGGAAGGGGCACGUGCGAAGCCCGAAAGAAUUGGACACUCGACGAACCGACAUGUUGAUGACAAGAGUCAAGAAAGGAGUAUUGAGUUGGAGGAUGACGACGACGGAGAUGUGAUGGUGGAAGUGGAGGAGGAUAGUAAGGAAAAUAACGAGAGUGGUGAAGAUGUAGUGGACGAUUCUAGUGAGGAUGGUGAUGAAAAAGAGGAGAAAAGUGAAGAAGCCGAAGAAGAAGAAAAGGAGUAUUACAAGGUUAAGAGGAAAUCUGUUGAAGAUGAAAAACAGGAAGUUAAGGUGGAUAGGAGGAAGGGGGAAAUGAAAUUAACUGUGAAGAAAAGUAAAGAGGACGAAAGCUUGAAGAAGAAUGAAGCUACAUUGUUCAAAGGAUUAAAGAAGGUCAAGUAUAUGGAAGGCAGUGACGGUGAUGAUAUAGAAGACAUAAGAAAGAAAAAGUUGGAGAAAUGUUCGAAAGAAAUUAAAUCACGUAAGAGACUGGUAAAGGAUGAAGUACAUGAGGAUGAAAAUGUUGUGGGAGAUGAAGAUGAAGUUGAAAAUGAAGAUGGAGAUGAGGAUGAAAAUGAAGAUGAAGGUGAGGAUCGAGGCGGAAGUGGAGGUGGAGGUGAAGAUGAAGACGAAAAUGACGAUGAGGAUGAGGAUAAUGACGAGGAUGAAGAUGAGGAUGAAGAUGGGAGUGACGAAGAAUCAGAAGAGGUUGUCACUCCUCCUCCCAAGAAGCUGGAAAAAGUCAGAUAUGCCGAUAAGGAUAAAGUAAAAUCUACAGAGUUACCAACACCGGUAAUAGAGAAACUGAAGGUUGAAACAAAGAAACCAGCGGAGCCUGUCAAGAAGCAAGAGGAGAAAAGUGUAGAAACGGCGAAGAAACCGACGGAGAUCCAAUGGAAGUCGCCUGUAGUCUCGAAAAAUGUUGAAACAGCUAAAACAACGAAAUCUGACCCUGAAUCGUCUAAACCCAUAAUUACAUCGAAAUCAGAGACGAAGAUGGUUGCAGUGAAACCAAAGGAAAAGGAAAUGAUUUCGGUCACAACAGAAGCGUCAAAGGCGAAGUCGAAGGAACCAGCGAAGCAGCCCGAAAAGAAGAAAGUGGAAACAGUGAGUGUGAGAGCUACUCCGGCUAAAACCGCUGAAGUUAAACGACUCGAUAAAGUUUCGAAAGAAAGAACGAAAGUACACGCGAAAGUCCCUUCCACUUUGGGUCAAUUGAACGAUGCGUUACUAAGCGUGCCGACCUUCGUGCCAAACUUUACGGCCAUAGAGGAUCUCGAGUGUCAGCAGCACGGGAUGAUCUUUCUGCGACAGCUCAGGGGACAUAAGUUGUGGGCCCUGCAAAUGUUAGAUGCAAGUGCAAAGGUACCGUCUGGCCUGUUACGAGGAAACGUGAACCAGCUCGGAGACUUCGACGAGUGUCUGGGAGUGAUGGCGCACGUGAAAUUGAAUAACGUCACGAUAAAGGUGCAGGGAAAGUAUUGUUUGGCAUAUAUCGAUUUAUACGCCUCUCAUCCGGACAUGAGGCUUCCAAUUAACAUGAUGCAGGCUCGUUCUUUCAUACGAGGGAACAUGCACGAUCCUGGUCAUUUUGUUCCAAAAUUUACGACGGUGAAUUGGGCUCUGUGUCUUCCAGCCGUGUGUUCAGCUGAGGAUGCUGAAAAUAUAUUGGAACAGGCAUUGAGUCACUACAAUUCCACCACAGGAAUAAAAUUCACUGUGGACGUUGAACCCCACAUGUGCUACGUCAAAGAGAAGUCGGAUAGCUAUUCGAAAGAGACGAUUGGCGUUUUGUAUUUCUACGCGACGAUCGUCUGUCUCGUCCUCAUAGCGACAGUGAGAGACUAUAUAGUAGUAUCAGAGAGAAAAGGUAACUAUUCUGAAAGAAUAAUAAUGUCUUUUUCCUUGAGGAGAACCGUCAGAUCUUUAUUAAAAGUACAUUCAAGUGAAGUCGAUAUUACGUGCAUUCACGGAAUAAGGACACUCGUCACGAUUACCCUUUAUCUUGCUCAUCAGCUUAUAGCCAUAUCGAGAUUACCGUUUUCUAAUCGAAUCGAUCUUACCGAGGUUGCAAACAAUCCGAUCAGUUCCGUUUUACGAGUAUCGAUGGUAUAUACGGAUGCGUUCUUGCUAUUGAGUGGCGUGUUAACUGCUUAUAACAUGGCGCACGAAUUGAAGACACGGGGAGAGAUUCGUUGGUUUUGUCGUCUUAUCGCCAGAUAUAUUAGACUCACGCCAGCUUUACUUGCGGUAGUGUUCUGGUACGCAUUCGUAAUGGAGCACAUGGGAUUGGGGCCUCAGUGGAACAGCGUUGUAAUACCUAAUGCUGAGCUCUGUAGAAGCAACGCGUGGACGAAUUUGCUGUACAUACAGAAUUUCUUUCCUUUCGAAGAAAUGUGCGCGACUCACAGCCAUCAACUUGCACUCGACAUGCAGCUGUCUCUUUUGGCUCCGAUGUUGGUAUUCUUCUUGGAAUGUAAGCCGAUUAUCGGGAUUCUAUUAAUUUUCUUCUUCAUCUUACUGUCAGCCACUCUUCGGUACAUAGCGACGAUGAGCAAUUACCUUUCUCUCGUUAUUUUUCACGGAAUGUCAUUAAAGCACCUUUACAAGACUGCCAAUUUAACGUAUAUGCUACCAUUGCAUAGAGCCACGCCGUAUGUAUUCGGCGUGGGACUCGGUGUGUUACUGCAUUAUACUGGAAAGAACGUCAGAAUCCACAAGGUGUUAGUGAUCUUGGGUUGGUUGAUCGCAAUGGCUUUAGGAUCAUGGUCGUUAUUUUCACCUUGGCAUCUAGCCAGAAGAGAUUACGUAUACGAUGUUGAAGAAGCGACGAAUUACGCUGUGAUCUGUCCAGUCGUGUGGGCCUUGGCCAUAUGCUGGUUCAUAUUUGCGUGCCAUACGAAUCAUGGAGGAAUAAUCAAUAGGUUCAUGUCGAAUCAUUGGUUAGUAAUCUUUAGCAGAAUAUCGUAUGCAGUAUACUUGACGCAAUUUGCAGUAUUCUUCUUCAACGUAGGGACCACAAGAUACUCAACCGAGUUUCAGCUACUUAGAGCUAUUGAUCCUCUGGAAGCAGCUGUAGUGUUAGCCGUAUCCAUCAUCAUAACUCUCUUCUUUGACCUGCCCAUGCAAGAGAUCAAGAACGUUAUAAUGGAAAGCACGGACAUACAAACCGUAGAAGUUUCCUCUACGGAGAAACCUGCAUCAGAAGUCAUCGAAGAAACACAGAAACCAAUCCGACCGGAUCAGCAACCGAGGAAAGUAUACGAGGAGGAUGAGGUGGCCUCAACCGGUUGGGAUUGGCAGAAGGAUAUAAUCCAGGGUGCCGCGAAGUCGAACAACGAAGUUGUCGAAGAUGAGGAACAAGUCGACAUGCCAAUUUUAAAGAAAUCAGGUCGAAGAAAAUCGUUCAUCUCCCAUGAUUCCUCGGAAGGCGAGUUUGUACCAGCUUGGGAUUCGGUGAAAGAGUUGGACAGAAGGUACCUCACAAAUGAUGACGUAUACAGAGAAAUAGGAAGACGAGGAACAAGUGUUGACAGAGGCUAUCGAGGUUCUGAGCACGAUGAAGAGUUUUUCAGAUCACAACAGGAGCGUGAUGAGACUGUUAAGCGAACUAGACGUUCGCUGUCUAGGAGUCGUGACAACAGGAGGUUGACAGCACAUGAUAGCGAUGAAGAGGAUGAGUAUCCACGAAGGCGGGAAGACUUAGAUGAAUCUAGAAAUUACAGAAAAUCCGAGUCCAGAGGGAGAUCUGUGGCUAGGGAAUCUGACGAUUAUCGUUCUUGGGAGUUGGUUGGUAAAGAACGUACACCCUCUCGAAGUUCAGAUUCUAAACGGCCAUUUGGUAAAUCAGAGGAGUACGAGUCAGUGCAAAGACAAACAAGACCUCAUUUGCUGUCGAGUGCCCCCGACGCGAGGAAAAUAUACUCCUCAGAAAGCGAAGAAGAGAUUUCGCAACGGAGAAAACUUGAAAAAAGACACCCUUCGGUAGAACCGAGGAUCAGCGACGAGGAGGAUUGGGAGAGCGAAUUGAGGAUACGAAGGAAACAAUUUAUGGAGAAGCUUGCAACGCAAGACCGAGAGUCCCUGCUCGAAGAAGAGGAUUUAGCCUCUUUGAAGAGGAGGUCUUCGGCCGAGGGGAAGCUAGCCUUGUUGAAGGAUCCUUCGGCGGACGACAACAUGGAUUCCUGGACGGUUAGCGUUGGCUCACGAGUCGCCCAGCUGGGAUCGUCUCAGGAACGCAGCGAGCCCGAAGAGGAUAACGCCUACAUACGACGAAGGGAGUACCGUGAACAAGCACCACCUCCUAGAGAAGACACCCAGAGCGAGGAAGAGGUUAUCUGGGACGCUUCUAGGAGAAGAUCGUAUACCAGCAGUAGUCAGAUAACCUCUGUCGAAGAGGACGAAGAUGCUUCAAGUUUUAAUUUCGUCUUGACGAAAGACAGCAAGAGGACAUCCUUACAGGACUUAUCGAAGCUGUCACAGGAAGACAGUGAACUGUCUGACUCCGGAUGGAACGUAAUGAAGAAAGAGAAUACCGACACUUUACCUAGAUCCACAUCUCUAGGUUUGUUCAAACGGGAGUCAAUUGUAAAGAGUCAAGCCAGCGAGGAAGAUCCGGAUCAGCAGGAACGAGAACACCCUUUCAAGAAGGCGUGGCAGAUGCAGAAGUCCAGGUCCGAGGAAGAUGGAAAGUAUGCCAUCAAGGAUGCCAGAGAUCAAGCGAAGACGGAACUGAAACCAAAAACCGAUGACGUUCCGACUGUGGAAAGAGAACCUAGCGGGGAACAGAGUUCAGAGUGCGAAGAUGUUGCAUCAUUUGCUGAUGACGAGUCUGAAUCUAUCUCGUUCUCACGGAGCAGAAGCACCGACACGGAGGAUAACAGGACUUAUUCGAGGUCCGAGGAGACUGCGUCGACAGAGGGCGGAAGCGCGAAUACCAGCUUCGAGGACAACAAAGCCAAUUCGAAAUCGGACAUUGAGGAGGACUCUUCGAAAUUUAAUUGGCCGGACGAGGAGGAACAGUUUGAAAUUUAUAAAGCAAGCCUGAAGAGCAAAUCGGAGGAGACGGAUUGGACCUGGGAACACGAGGAAACUUGAAUGGACAAACGGGGAGAUAUAAAAAAAA
Messenger RNA from Dufourea novaeangliae, 5644 nucleotides. RefSeq lists its product as uncharacterized. Gene Ontology annotation, molecular function: acyltransferase activity, transferring groups other than amino-acyl groups. NCBI's taxonomy places the organism in Eukaryota, Metazoa, Arthropoda, Insecta, Hymenoptera, Halictidae. The transcript is spliced from 14 exons. Bases 235 to 5616 code for a protein of 1793 amino acids. The record is from RefSeq and is a predicted model, not a curated record.